AACAUUUUAACCAGCAUGCAACACGACGAAGAUCAAGUUCCAUGUUGUUACUUUCACGCCUCACUUCCACAGAUGCGUCUGGUGUGUACUUUGGGUCUGCUUCUGGCCCUGCUGCAUCUGUGCACGCCGCUGUUGCUAGGAGCCUUCAACGUCAAGUCCUUUGGGGACAAGAAGGCCUCCAACACAACCUUGAUGAACAUCAUCAGCAAGAUCGUCCAUCGCUAUGACAUCAUUCUGAUCCAGGAGGUCAGAGACAAUGAUCUCUCAGCCACCCACAAACUCAUGCAGCAUGUCAACAAAGGUUCUCCUCAGUUUCGGUACAAGAACAUUGUCAGCGAGCCGCUUGGCCGCAGUUCCUACAAGGAGAGAUACCUCUUCCUGUACAGGGAGCAGACGGUGUCCGUGGAAAAAAGCUACACCUAUGAUGACGGCUGUGAGCCCUGUGGAAACGACACCUUCAUCAGGGAGCCUUUUGUGGUCAUGUUCACCUCCAAAGACACCGCUGUGAGGAACUUUGCGCUGAUCCCGCAACACGCUUCCCCCGACUUUGCUGUGCAGGAAGUGGACGAGCUUUACGACGUGGUGACCGACGUCCGCGCCAAAUGGAACACCAAUGAUAUCAUCCUUCUGGGAGACUUCAACACCGACUGCAACUACGUCACAGUGUCAGAGUGGAGGCACAUACGCCUCUUCACGGACAAGAGCUACCAUUGGCUGAUCCCUAACGAGGCGGACACCACCGUGUCUCACACCGACUGCGCAUACGACAGGAUAGUGGUGACCGAGGACAUGAUGAAGGGAGUGGUGCACCGCAGUGCGGACGUGUACAACUACAUGGUGGACUUGAAACUCGACCUCCGUAUGGCUCUGGCUGUCAGCGACCAUUUUCCAGUGGAGGUGACGCUACUUGGUUGAGCUUCGACUGCCAGAACCGUCAGGGACUCUCCAAUUUGAGUAAUCUGAACAUUAUCACAAGACAAUUAAAUUUCCUCAGCCCAAA
Molecule: messenger RNA, 1000 nt
Organism: Nerophis lumbriciformis (worm pipefish)
Lineage: Eukaryota; Metazoa; Chordata; Actinopteri; Syngnathiformes; Syngnathidae
Gene: dnase1
Product: deoxyribonuclease I
Biological process (GO): DNA catabolic process
Cellular component (GO): nucleus
Molecular function (GO): deoxyribonuclease I activity; DNA binding
Source: RefSeq, a predicted model, not a curated record